AUGCGAGAAGGCCGAGGCCUCCGCAUCCGAAAGUUGCUAACUAAUGGCAACGACAGAGAUCUUUUUGCUGGGCUUGAUAGGCUAAAAAGGCCAGCGUCUCUGCCGAACGAUAACAGCGAAGAUAUAUUCGAAGUCGUCGAUGACGAAACUGGUAACCAACUGGGCUAUAUUGCAAUUCGAGGUGGCUGA
This is a messenger RNA of Plasmopara halstedii, 189 nucleotides long. RefSeq lists its product as uncharacterized. The coding region runs from base 1 to 189 and encodes 62 amino acids. The record is from RefSeq and is a predicted model, not a curated record. The transcript has 2 exons. NCBI's taxonomy places the organism in Eukaryota, Oomycota, Peronosporomycetes, Peronosporales, Peronosporaceae.